UUUUCCAAAUCGCGCGCCGAGUCAGAUUCCUAACAGUUCUUCACUGAGUGAACACACAGGCAGAUUUAGAAUUGUUUUAUUUAAAAAAAAUCAAAAGUUGAAAGAUACUUGAAACGUUAGUCAUCAUAUUAAGAAUAUAUUUCUGGUGUUUGGUGUCAUAAAGUUUUGGAAUACAUCUUAAAAGAUAAAACUUAAAAUGGUUGGACAGGAUUUCGCGGAAGCAGAUACGACAUCUCUUCGCCUCAGAAAGGUACGCAAACCACAGGUGGAGAAGCGUCGACGUGACCGGAUGAACAUCAGCAUAGAGAACUUGCGGGCCCUCCUUGUGGCCGCCCAUCCUCAGGACCCGUCCAUCAGACGUAGUGACAAAGCUGAGCUUCUUGAGGAGGCUGUUCGCCACCUGACCUUCCUCCAGACGCGUCCCAACCGCCAAAACGCUCCUGCCUCCUCCAACCACGACGACGCCUAUGCUUCCGGUGUCCAGGAUUGCACGAGGGAGGUCGCCAGAUACCUGAGCGGCACUGGACGUGCAAGUAUCCAAACAAUCACCCAGCUUGGAACACACCUGCGGACUACCUGCAUUCGAAGGCCGGACCAACACCCUGCCCGAGCCCCGGGAACACCCAGGACGGCUUUCGCAGCUUCACCACAGUCGACGAGCACACCGUUCCAGCCACGUGACCAUGGCCCCGUUGUGAGGUCACUUCCAGUGAUGUUCAACAGAAAUGCCAUCUCGCCAGUUAACCAUUCCGGUCGUGAACAUCCGUUUCCCCCAUCGACGAACAACACGUUCAGCAUACGCUUCACCACCACGCCAUCCCGCACCGGAAGUCUGAGUCCAGCGAGCUCCACAACAAGUUCCUCUUCUAGCGACUGUUCCUCCUCUGUGGUGUCCACUUCCGGUAUGUCCAUUAGUGAGGACAGUUCCGAUAUGGUGCCAAAUGUGUCAGGCGAUGAGGGAAACGACGCAGCGAAUGCCAUUAUGGAGGAUGAGAGGCCAUGGCGCCCUUGGUGAAUUGGAAAGAUGUUGUGUUUUUUUGUGUUGCAAAGUUUAUAUUUUUAUUUGAAGUUAUUCAGUUAAAUAGCUGACAGUUCUGAAAUAAAGAUUAGCUGUUAAUGGUAAUGGCAAUGAUGUAGCAUGUGACGUCAUUAAGAAGGAAGGGUGCCAUGGCGUUCUUUGAUGUGAUUGAUUUUUGUGAUAUUCUUUGAUUUUAGCAGUUUCAUAGCCGUGUUAAGUGCUGUUAGUACUGGAACCGAGUGAGAAAGUGUGAUUUAUAGUUCAUUGUUCAUUGGCUAAAUGAGACUGUUUUUGUUUUCAUUAAUUGAUUUUUAAUUAAUACAAAAGUGGAAUUUUGUGAAAUAAUUGAUUAUAGUACUGGAAUCAAGUGGGAAAGUGUGUUACAACUCAGUUUAUAGUUCAUUAGUUAGUAGUUUAUAGUUCAUUAGUUUAAUAGUUCUGUUUUUUUCUUCUCCAUUUUUUGUGAGUUUAAAGACACGCGAAGGGCGGAGUUUGUGAACUUGAUUAUAGAACUGGAAAAUAGCGUUGAGCAGAAGAUACAGGAUUUGCUGUUUUUGAUAUGUUAUUUGUGAUAAUUUGAUAACUUUUGU
Molecule: messenger RNA, 1608 nt
Organism: Mya arenaria
Lineage: Eukaryota; Metazoa; Mollusca; Bivalvia; Myida; Myidae
Product: enhancer of split m5 protein-like
Exons: 3
Coding region: 197-1015 (272 amino acids)
Biological process (GO): regulation of transcription by RNA polymerase II; anterior/posterior pattern specification; regulation of neurogenesis
Cellular component (GO): nucleus
Molecular function (GO): protein dimerization activity; DNA-binding transcription factor activity, RNA polymerase II-specific; RNA polymerase II cis-regulatory region sequence-specific DNA binding
Source: RefSeq, a predicted model, not a curated record